This is a messenger RNA of Dujonia railenensis, 1938 nucleotides long. Lineage: Eukaryota; Fungi; Ascomycota; Pichiomycetes; Serinales; Debaryomycetaceae. The record is from the annotation of a GenBank genome assembly.
AUGCUUGCAAGAAACAAUACUUUUGGGUUGGCGACCCUAAGGCGAAGCAUACUCCAGCAGUCGCUCCGCCGUCAAAUACAUAUUUCGAAACCUUUUUUACCCCAUCGGAGUAUUUUCAUCAAUCCACUGUAUAGACGGCAAAUUAGACUCUACAGUAUUGAGAAGCAAUCAAAUUCCAAUCCAAAGGAAAAUAAACAUGCAAGUAACCCAAACAGCAUAAAAAAUAGUCACAAUGGUUCAAUUGACUCCAAAUUGGCCGAGAAUGAUCCGAAUAAAAUAGCUCCGAGCACCAAUCCACAUACACAUCCAAAGGUGUUCAACCCCACCAAAGAGCAACUUCUCGCAAAGGCGACUAAUUUCUUUUCUCGGCUUCGAAUAAGAUUCAAAUGGCUAAUGAAACGCUCUAAUCGACCUUUCAAUACCGAUGACUAUUCAGCAUUAUUCUCCUGGUUGGUAAUGGGGAACGCCCUUUUGUUCUUCUUGGCAACUACCACCUUUUUCUCCUUGGUAAUAUUAACUGCAAACACAGUUCUUGCUCAGGAGUUUGUUGCUAGGAAGUUAGGUGAAUUUAUAACUAAAAAUUCCAAUUUGACCGUGGUGUUCGAGCACGCUAUAGUUCCAGGUUGGUCUGAUGGUAAGAUAAGUUUUAGAAAGUGCUUCGUAAGUAAGAGACCAAAGGUGCUGAAGACGUUUAUAAAGGGUUCACUGAGUGAAGCUUAUGCUGCUAGUUUGAUCAGAGAAAGUGAGGAAGAACAAGCGAAGUUGGAAGAUGACGGGAAUUACACGCAAUAUGAUGUAACUAUUGAAGAAGUUAAUAUCUCGCUAUCAUUUAAAAAAUGGGUGAACGGAACAGGAAUUGUAGAAACCAUGGAAAUUAAAGGGCUUAGAGGUGUCGUAGACAGAACUCAUGUCCACUGGGAUCCAAAUGAUGAUGCAAGAAAUUACAAGAAUGUAUAUCAUCCGGGAGAUUUUGAAUUUGAAGAUUUCAAAAUGGAAGAUGUUCUUUUCAAGUUGAAACAACCAAAUGGAUUUAGAGAGUUUGAUGUAGCAAUUUAUAAUUGUGAAUUGACGAGGUUGCGUAAACACUGGUUGUUUUAUGACUUUUUGAAUGCCAAUAUUAUGAGUGGUAGUUAUGAUAAUCUGUUAUUUACCAUUCACAAAAGGCAAAGGUUAGAUGAUUUCAGAAUCGAUGAAACAUUUGCUGAAGAAAGUAAUCGAAUCAAGCAACACUCAGAAUCAGUUGAAGCAAUAGUAGAUUCUCACUCUGACCCAAGCACCAAAUCUCAAUUUCAAAGAGUCACCCGACUCAGAGUGGAUUCUUUAAAUGUUGAUCACCUCAAUACAGGAUUGGAAGGACCCUUUGGCUGGAUUACCCAUGGGAAAGUUGAUAUGAUAGGUGAUUUAAUGGUACCACAGGAGAACAAAGACUUGAAUGUAAGUGAGUUGGUGCUGAUAAUUGCCGAAUCCAUUAGAAAGGAGGCCACAAGAUAUAGGAAUCCGGCGGUUACUGUUAACAACCACCAUAGCCAUCUUCCUCAAAACCCUUCCUCUACUAUCACUACGGAGGAUAUUCUCAACUAUUUUGUGCUUGACCUUACUAUUAGGUUAAAUAAUGUGAAGGCAUCAGUUCCUUUCCAAACGCCUGAGCUCUCGUAUAUAAACUACGCACUCAUCAGGCCAAUUGUUGCGUAUAUUAAUAUGAAGAAUACCUUUAUCGAGAUUCAUAACAGAGUGGUAAAGAAUUUAGACGACUUCAGUGGUUCGUGGACCAUUUACGAUUCUUUGCUCAUGGACGACAUAUCUGCUGAAGUUUACGAUAAUUUUGUUGACUAUGUUGCAAACGAAGAAGCAAGGCUAGUCAGGAUGAAGAAGUUUGGAUUUUGGUCGUUACAACUAUUACUUCAACUUAUGGUGUUUGGAUUGGGUCUGUUGACAUGA